Folsomia candida is the source of this 3401-nucleotide messenger RNA. Its product is annotated as calcium-dependent protein kinase 14-like. Gene Ontology annotation, molecular function: protein kinase activity; ATP binding. The transcript is spliced from 2 exons. The record is from RefSeq and is a predicted model, not a curated record. Gene Ontology annotation, biological process: protein phosphorylation. NCBI's taxonomy places the organism in Eukaryota, Metazoa, Arthropoda, Collembola, Entomobryomorpha, Isotomidae. The coding region runs from base 134 to 2119 and encodes 661 amino acids.
GAACAAGGCAAAUGCAUACGUGUGGAAUAUUAAAUCACUCAGGUGGAGAUGAGCGAAAGGUUGGUUUUUGGAAAUAACGUCGUGAAAAUUAAGAACUUGCCACAAGAACGUGAACCAUUAUCCUGACACAAAAAUGGAAGGUGUGACCGAAACAAAUACUAAAAACGAAGCAAACUAUACCGAAAUCCUCGGUCAAGGAGCAUUUGGAAUCGUUCUAAAGUCCACUGAUACAUUCGGAAACCCUGUCGCAGUCAAGUACGUAUUUCCGGACAGACAUUCACCCGAUGCGGACAAACUUGACCGUGAAUUCACUCUGAUGAAGGAUUUGGAAGGGCAUCCGAACAUUGUUCAAAUAAUCAACCUAGCCGAGAGACAGUACUGUGCAGAUAUUAACGGCAUUUUCAAAAAGCUUCCAGCAACAGAAGAAAAUAGCCGAGAAAAAGCCAAGCUCGAAGAAAAACUUGACAAUUUUCGAUCCUCGAUCCGGCUUGUAAUGGAGCUAUGUGGUGAAACCCUACGAACAUGGUUGGACAACGAGCUCGCGGACGACCGUAAAGUAGGCGAAGACAUAACUGUGACACAUAUUUCCACUGAAAUUCAUACCCAAGUCCGUCAGAUGACAAUCGUUCAAAAUUUACUGAGCGGCCUGAGUUACCUGCAUAGUCAUAAAAUCAUGCACCGGGACUUGAAGCCAGCAAAUAUUUUAUUUUCUCGAUCAGGAUUCAAACUUCCAGUAAAAAUUGGUGAUUUUGGACAUUGUCGUUUAAUCCAUUCCGAAGAAAGUUACACGGGGUCGCUCACAAAUUAUGUCGGAACUCCAACCUACAUGGCGCCAGAAAUCAGGGAUGGGGAUUACAGUUACCAGGCAGAUUUCUAUUCUUUAGGCCUUGUAAUCUGGGAGGUAGUGCAGCUAAUUAGAACAGCUCAUAGAAAGUUCUUAUUUGAGAAAUUGGUCUAUGAUAAAAAAACGGACUUGGUUGUAGACCAUCCCGUUAUGCCUGGCAUUAGAAAUAUCAUUAUUGGAAUGACGAGAAGAAAGCCGGAAAAAAGGAUAGAGAAAAUGGACCUCGAUUUCUCCAGAUGGGAUGACAUUGUCCAGCAGGGUAUUGACGCUAACGGGUGUAGGGCUAUUUGGAACACUAUUUCAAACUCAGGGGCAGAAUAUGUCGUUGAAAACAGUGAAGGACUGAAGUUAGCAAUGGAUAACAUUAGUAAGGGCGGAAUUAUUUACAUGAAAGCUGGAGUGUACGUUGGAGAAUUUGUCCUGCGAGGAAACGAAGUAACUAUUUCCGGUGUGCGUGUUGGGCUAACAAUUAUAAAAUGUCUUGAGAAAGAUGGAACGUUCAUUCGACGGACAGGGGUUGCGUUUAUGAUGCACGUCGGUGGUUUCGGUUGCGGAUUGAAGGUGAUCGGGUCAAGAAAUACGGUCACAAAUAUUGAAUUUCACGGAGGAGAUAAAAACGUAGAUAUCAUUGGUGACGCUAAUGUAUUUGAAAACUUGACGCUGUCUUCGGCAUUUGGCGUUGGUGGAAUUUGGAUACAGGGAUCUAAUAACACAAUUAGUGAGGUUGAACUGCGUAACAUUCGUACCGGGAUUUGCCUACUUCCUAACUCUGACCAUAACAAAAUUUCAAACGUUACUGGAACAAAUAUUCAGGAAGGAGUAAGAAUUCAUGGUUCAUUUAACAGACUCUCAAAUAUUAACCUUAGAAUUGACUGCGAGUUAGGCUACGCUUUAAAGGGAGUGUAUCUUUCUACCGGAUCUAAUAACACCAUCAAUGGGGUGGAAUGCUCUGGGUAUCGACGACAACAAGAUCACUGGGGUGUGGUGAUAAACUCUCCGAAUACAACGGUGGAAAACUGCCGGUGCGGUCCUCUCCUGGUGGACGAAGGCGGAAACAAUGCAACCAUUGUUAAUGUCCACUGUGGAGAGUUGUUCCAAGUUCAUAACACAGUUAAAGAAAACAUCAAUCUAACAAACUGCACUACAACACUACGGGAAAAGUUUACUGUAACCAUCGUUAAGGACGAGAUGACAGUAACCAAACCACACAACGAUCCAACGAAGGAGCCAGAAACGUAUCAAGUUUAUUUACAUACUGCAGCUGAAGGCUAUUGAAAAAGUUGGUAUAGCUUUUCGUUAUUUGGUCGCCAAAUAACUGUUGAAUGUACACUUCAAAAAUUUCAAGAACGUGCAGAAAGCUUGCAGUUUAUUUCAAGGUUUCUUUUAAAUUUUCUUUUACGUUUCUUUUGAAUUUCGUCUGAUGACCAUAAUUCGAAUUUUAAAUUUGUUAAUGUUAUACAUGCUGAAUUUAUUUAUAUUACAUUUUCACUUAAAAUACAUACAGCUUAAGCAAACAGUUUAUGAAGAGCUAAAACAAUUUAUCCAUUAUGGUUAAGGAUGGAAUCCGUAUCUCACGAAUGAAAUAUUUUUUGUCUCCAAUAUAUCCUGAAAGACCGAGGGUGCGUCCGCUUUUAGACUUGACUUCUUCCCAGCUUUGGUUGGUAGCGGCAAUCCCUGAUGACACGGUCCGCUAUCUUGCCCUGCGGGACAAACAUGGCUCAACGCCCUUCCAUUAGCCCAACUUGGGACCCCGCUAUCCAACGAAUCAGCUCGGAUCGAAAUUUCCCUCCGCUUGGGAGGCGAUGUGUAUCAACCAAACCAAAGUCCUUGCGGAGCACAAGUAACUGCGCGCGGCUCCCAUGGCGUUUCUGGCAGGCAUGGUGCGGGUCGAUGGGGUCGCCAUGAGGCCGAUAACAACGCUAUUGCAAGGGAGCUCCGCUUGGCUAAAGUUCCUUGCAUCAGGGACGCUGCGGGAUGCCGACAGAAUGGCGCUUAUCCCGUGGUAAAGGGGGGAAAUCAUUGGUUUGGGAUUUUGCAUCCGUGGUCAGUUUUGCAACCAGCUAUCUUCCCGACAAGGCACCGCAUCCAGCAAGGCGAAAGAUGGCAAGAUGACGAAGUAUGCCCUCCUCUUGGACCGUUUUAUUUUUUUCCCGUCACAAUGGAAACGACGGAGCGUGGGGACAGUGGGAGAUUUCCCUCAUCACCGAAAUUGUUGAGAGGAUUGCCGCCAAAACCGGAUAGCCUAAUGCUGUAACCCUUCUUGUCAACGAGUCUCCCAUCCCUCUCAGCGAGGAAAUGUAGCUUCAAUUCUUGACACUCUCCUGACCGAAGAGUUGAAGCAGGUGCACUAUUUUUAAUUAAUUUUGACUUUUUCAGAAUUCCUUGUUUUUUUUAGAUUACUUAUUAUAUAUAUGAUUUUUUCUUUAAGGUUAGGGAUUUUUUAAUGUUCGACUCCUUUGUAGUCAGCUCUUCCAACGUGUAAUUAUGUGGAAAAUUGAGCAUUCAUUGUACCAUGCAUAAGUCAGUUCUAAUAAAUUUUAUGCAAUUCUGAAAAAUA